UGCCUUCACUAUAGUAGUUGAAAGGGAUCAAAUGCCAAAACAAAGUUGUAUUAAUCGCAAACGUUUGUAAUUACCGUUUAUAUGGUUUAAUAUUAAAAUAUAUACUAUAGUAAAUUAAAAUAAUAUGAUAACAGUAACAGUUUGCAAUAUCAAGAAGCAAAAAGUUUUUGUACAACUAAAAUAAAUGGAAGCGGAUGAGACUGAAAGCCUCGACACAAUCAAGUUACAACGGUCUCGUCCGCUCUUAAGAAUAUUCCAAGAAAACCUUUUUAUUUUAUUAUUCAUUUUUUUAACGAUUUGAAUGAUAAUUCAUUUUUAUGAAAUGCCAAUCAACACAAAGAAGGUGGUACUUUACUCGGAUUGGCUAAUCCUAAAACAAAUUGUGUAAUGUAAAUAUUUAAUUAUUGCUUUAUUUCAUAGUUUAAUUUUUGAAGACUUUGCAUGUGCAGCGUUAUUCACAAUGUUCUCCCCUCCCACUGGUCCUCUAUGGAGCCGCACAGCAUCAUCAUUGGCUCGCAGUCCGUCAGCGUGAGUCUGAUGCCAGAGCAACCACUGCACGAGCAUCACAUUCAGCAGUCAUGACAAGUCAUUUCACACAUUUCUAGCGGACUUCGGCGUAUGGAUAUGGGGCAAAAUCAUUUAAAAUUAUUUCUGAAGAGUCUGUGGUUGUUUUUUCUUAUUGUGGAACACGUUAAACCUGCACUAUCAGAUGGUUGGAUCCAUGCGCAUGCAGAAGAUAAACUCUUUAAAAAACUCUUCAUUGGUUACAAUAAGUGGUCCAGACCUGUGCGCAACAUCAGUGAUGUUGUUAUUGUCAAGUUUGGCCUCUCGAUUGCCCAGCUUAUUGAUGUGGAUGAGAAGAAUCAAAUGAUGACAACAAACGUUUGGCUGAAACAGGAAUGGAACGAUUAUAAGCUGCGCUGGAACCCCUCUGAGUUUGAAAAUGUGACGUCUAUCAGAGUCCCGUCAGAGAUGAUUUGGGUGCCUGACAUCGUCUUAUACAAUAAUGCAGAUGGCGAGUUCGCAGUGACCCACAUGACCAAAGCCCACCUGUUCUACACAGGAAGGGUGAGUUGGGUUCCUCCAGCCAUCUACAAGAGCUCCUGCAGCAUUGACGUCACCUUCUUCCCGUUCGACCAACAAAACUGCAAGAUGAAGUUCGGCUCCUGGACCUACGACAAGGCCAAGAUUGAUCUGGAGCAGAUCGAGAACACCGUGGACUUGAAGGACUACUGGGAGAGUGGAGAAUGGGCAAUCAUCAAUGCCGUGGGAACCUACAACACAAAGAAAUACGACUGUUGUCAUGAGAUCUACCCGGACAUCACCUACUUCUUCAUCAUCCGCCGUUUGCCUCUGUUCUACACCAUCAACCUCAUCAUUCCCUGCUUGCUUAUUUCUUGUUUGACCGUGCUGGUGUUUUACCUGCCAUCGGACUGUGGAGAAAAGAUCACAUUGUGUAUUUCCGUCCUUCUCUCCCUCACUGUUUUCCUAUUGCUCAUCACUGAAAUCAUUCCCUCGACAUCUCUGGUCAUUCCACUCAUCGGAGAGUACCUGCUCUUCACCAUGAUAUUUGUCACCCUCUCCAUAGUCAUUACUGUUUUUGUGCUUAAUGUGCACCAUCGAUCACCCAGCACCCAUAAAAUGCCCUGUUGGGUCCAUUCGGUGUUCCUAGACCUCAUUCCCCGCUGGCUCUUCAUGAGACGCCCAGAACCUGAGCUGAAGCGCCGCAACACGGCCAAACUCAGCACACCCAAAAGCUGGCUUCAGCAGGAGACCGACAUGGAUGGGCAGAACUGUCAGGACAUGGAGUUCGGGGUGAGAAUAUCGACGUCCAUCUCGUCCCCAUCUGCCACUUCUCUGCAUCUGUCCGACUCGGAGCCUUUACUCCAGAAGUACGAGCUCCAGCAGUUAGGACAUGUGGUGAACCUGUGUCAGUGUCCAGCAAAGCUUACAAACCUCAUGUCAGACCCCAGUUUCAGCUUCUCACCACGUGUCCUUCAAGCCCUGGACGGGGUGCGCUACAUCGCUGAUCACCUGCAUGCUGAGAAUGAAGACUUUUCAGUCAAGGAGGACUGGAAAUAUGUGGCAAUGGUGAUUGACCGUAUCUUUCUGUGGAUGUUCAUCAUCGUGUGCCUGCUGGGAACGGUCGGCCUCUUCUUACCUCCCUGGAUAUCAGGAAUGAUCUAAGUGCUUGCUUUAAGAGCCGUGAUACAGAAUAACAUCAAGAGCUCUGAUAAAGACUUGAAGCCAAGACCUUUUCAGGAACCAUUAAAAAGAUAGCAAACAUUUGUAAUAUAUAAAAAGGUCUUUUAUUGUCUCUUCCUUUGAUUAUAGAUAUCCGCUCAUUCAGGGAUUAUUUGAGGACACAAUUCUUUGUUACAACACAGGAAACACAACUCAGCCCUGGCUGAAUGCCCUGACAUUUACCACUAUCAAACUGCACAGAGUCCUGUCGUUUCCACGCAUAAAGAGCGGGGCCGUCACCACCGCAAUAUGCAAAAUUAACCUUUGGGAAAGAGGCAAACGCUUAUGUGACCCUGAUGGGUGCCAGUUCACUCUUUACCCUUUAUCCAACUGUUCAUUGAAUCGUAGAUUACAUUUCGUGCCGCUUUCAACAGCAAUUAUCUCCAAGGUCAGAAAGCAACUAUUUAUUUAUAACUUUCUCAAGUCUUUGAAAACAGAAUGCUUUUGAUAUUGCAAAGGCCAUGCAAUUAUGAAAGACGGGUCUGUGAACCAUUUGGGUCAAUGAUUUUUAAACGGGACCUGGGAGAAAAAUUACAUUUACUACUUGAAAUUCUGCUUGUCCACUGAACUAAAACACUAUUUUGCCAAACAUGAAGAGCAAUUAAAGCCAAACUAACAACUAGGAUCUUUCUUUAUCUGCUGGAAUCAAGAACGAAUCGUGACAUGAAAAUGUCUCUUUCAGUUGAAUUCAUAAUUAAUGUACAGUAAGCGAGACUAUCUGCCAGUCAUAUCCCUUAAUUUUACAGCUGUGUAAAAACUCCCUAACAGACUACUGAUAAAUGAGAUGACAUAAGCGUUGUCGCCCUCUGCUGAUGGUUGUGUAAAACAACUGAUUUAAGCCCAGGAUUCCCACUGUCAGGAAAUAAACAAUUACAUUUAAAUAAUAAUUAAAAAAGAGAGGUAUUUGAUAAAAGGCAAAAUAAAAAUACGAAAAAUGUAAUUAUUUAAUUAAAAUAUAAGGUCAAAAUAUAUAAAAAUAUUUAAUUGAUCUUUGUGAGGCAAUCUACAGGAAUCUAACUUUAUACAUUUUUAUCUAAUAAUCCAAAUUGAUUGGAAAUUUAUUGUUUAAAAG
This is a messenger RNA of Ctenopharyngodon idella (grass carp), 3316 nucleotides long. RefSeq names its product cholinergic receptor, nicotinic, alpha 2a (neuronal) (gene chrna2a). NCBI's taxonomy places the organism in Eukaryota, Metazoa, Chordata, Actinopteri, Cypriniformes, Xenocyprididae. Gene Ontology annotation, molecular function: transmembrane signaling receptor activity; acetylcholine-gated monoatomic cation-selective channel activity. Gene Ontology annotation, cellular component: postsynaptic membrane; synapse; neuron projection. The coding region runs from base 619 to 2187 and encodes 522 amino acids. Gene Ontology annotation, biological process: chemical synaptic transmission; nervous system process; signal transduction. The transcript is spliced from 6 exons. The record is from RefSeq and is a predicted model, not a curated record.